AUGACGAGUAGCGUAGGAUCACCUGGUAAGGGCAGCGUCUUAGAUCGUUACGUCAAGAAUCUCGCAAAUGAUAGCUCUUUACAACCUCCCCCGCAGUUGAGAACUACCUCUCAAUCAAGACUGAACUCUUUCCAUAACUUGAAAGGGGCUUCUAGGAGUAAACCUAAUGUUGACAAUCAGGACAAGGAGAACGUUGGCAAUGCUAAGAAUGGUUCUUUGAACGAAAAAAACCCAUUUAUGGCGGCUGCUGGUGGACUGAAAUCUUCAAAGUCUCCCAAUCAAUUGAAGUUCGGUGGUAAUAAAGUCAACCAGGGUAUCAAUGGCGGUGGCGGCAGUAGAUCUAGUAGCAAUGUCAACACGUCUGAUUUGACUAGGGAAGAAAAAGGUUACUACGAGUUCUUAUGCAGAGUGGCUGAAAUUAAACAGUGGAUUGAACGUGUUAUUGGUGAAGAUCUACCUUCCGAAGUAGACUUGAGUACAGGUGAUUGUCUGAGAAAUGGUGUCUAUCUAGCUACAGUGACACAGAAGAUCAAUCCAGAUUUAGCUCCAAGUGUUUUCCCUGCUGGUAACAGAUUACAAUUUAAGCAUACUCAAAAUAUCAAUGCUUUUUUCAGUUUGGUCGACCAUGUUGGGCUCCCCAAUUCCUUCAGAUUUGAAUUACAAGACCUUUACAACAAACAAGAUUUACCGCAGGUUUUUGAAACCCUUUACAUUUUAAUCACCAUGAUUAAUAAAAAAUGGCCUACGAAGACUCCAAUUAUCGAAAAUCUUUCCGGAAAGGUAAAUUUCAGCAAGGAUGAUAUUAGGAAAUGUAAGAAGACGUGGCCAAGAAUCCGUGAUUUCAAAUCCUUAAAUGUCAAUUCUGUAAAAUCCACCGUUGGGAAAAAAGCUACAGCGCCUACAGGUGGUGGUCUUAUUCAAGAUUUCAGUACAGUGGAGACUAGCGAACCCUCUUCUGAACCAGAGACACCUAAACCCAAAAAUCGUCUUGCAGAUGCCAAGAGUCAACCCACACUUAAACCUGAGCCUGAGGAUGAACCCUCUUUUAUGAUGAAAUCAUCGACUCCGGCAAAACCAGAGGAACAGGAAGAACUAGAGGAGCCAGCGGAUUCAGAGUCAGUAAAAAUAACUACCCCAGAACCAGAACCAAAACAGCUUAAAGAAUCUGAUGAACCACUCAAAUUUGAACAUUCAGUUAGUACACCUGUGAGGAGAACUAGGCAAAAGUUGGAAUCCAUUAAACUGUCUCCCCCAUCUAGUGAAACUGGUUCUCUUUAUUUUUCACCAACAACGGAUCGCAGAGAUUACAGCAGCACAUCGCCUAUCAGAUCUCAAAGCUUCAGACCAACAGAAAGCGAUCAUCUCCGGUCCCCAUACCUAAGGCCAGCCGAUAGCGACAUAGUAUCUCGACCACCCCAUUUGGAGUACAGCCCUCUGAAGAGUACUAGCUUUUCCUACUACUCUCCUACAAUAUCCAGAUACCUAACUUAUGAUACUGAUUUCUACGUGAGAAGAAGCCAAGCCAGAGAAAGAGGAAUUGAUUUUUAUCAGACUUACAAAUAUGAGCCUGUGUCUUAUUCCCCUCAGAGAAAGAAGAGAAUGACGGAGAUGGAAUUUUUGGACAAAGUCAUACACAUCCAAAGCAUAUGCCGCGGAGCCAAUGCACGUUUUGAUAUGCGUAUUCAAUCGAGACUUUUAAAACUAUUUGAAAAGGAAGUGCUUCGUUUCCAAUCUAUCAUUCGUGGUAACAAGAGAAGAGUUGGUAUCCCUCAACGCUUUUCUAUAAAUCUAACAGAUGACCAAGAGGUGAGCUUAACUAAACUACAAGCAUUGUUUAGGUCCAGUCGCAUAAAGUCUCGAAAUGAUAGAUUGAAACUUAAGAUUUAUCGUAAGACGGCUCAGAUUGAAGCAUUACAGAAUAUAUUCCGGGGUUCUCGCCUCAGGAAAAGAGUUAAUCAAGAGCUUUAUGAUAGAAAUGUGUCUGAUGCUCCUUUGAGAAAGCUACAGUCUUGGAUACAAGGUAAGAGAUGUAGAAAUCAUGUGAAAGGUACGUCUAGAUCGUUGUCGUCAAAGGCUAUAGCUUUCCAGAAAUUUCAAGGUUCCUGUAGAGGUCUACUCUAUAGAAGACACUUUCUGUUCGCUCACCAUUUCAGCGACAAGGCACUAUCACAACUCAAGGACUUUCAAGAAAGAAUUCGUGGUGCCAAUGUUCGCAAUUCGGUCUACGAUUUGAUUUACGACGCUGAAGCUAAGAACCGUGUGUUUAAGCGACUAUCUGGAAUGUUGAGAGGCCGCAAGUUACGUGAAUCCCUCCUCGAUGUUCUGUACGAUGAUGAUCCAGACUUUGCGAAUGUGAGGCCCUUACAAGGAAUUGUAAGGGGUGUCUUGGUACGCUAUACCCUAGAUUUGGUGGAUGAUAUCAUUGAAUACUACCAUCUGGACCAAUUCCAAGCACAUGUAAAAGGAUUCCUUUUACGUUCGAAAUUUGACGAGAGGGAAAAGUAUUUCAAACGUAAUGAACGUUCAGUGAUAAUUAUUCAAAGUAAAAUCAGAACUUUCAUUCAAAGGGAAUCGUUUUUCGAUUUAUUGCAUCACCCAAAUCCACACAUAAAACACGUUAAGAAAUAUGCAUACUUACUCAAUAACACUGGAACCAUCGAGGAAAAUCAAGAUAAACUAGAAGCCUGCCAAGCCCAACUGGAUUCAGAGAAUUUGAAAAAAGAAACUUUUGAAAAGAACAUAAGACAACAAUUAGACACUGGAAAUGUACUUGAGAAAUUCGGAUUAACCAGUGGGCUCACAAAGGAGCUCAGCGGGAUGGAUAUACCACUCUGCAGAUAUCCAACUUAUGAAAAAUUAUUUUUCCUACUCCAAGUUGACCCUUCUUAUUGGAAGAUUCUCUACACCUUUGAACCUGUUUUUGUUGAGAAGAACAUGUAUGUGUCUUUUAGCACUGUUAAUCAAAGAAUGGGCAGAAGAGAAAAGAUUUAUUUCAUACGGGUACUUGCUGACAUUUUGCAACAGGAAGUGAUAGAAGCUCGCUCAAUGCAACAAUAUCUGACCAAACCCGAUAGAUUUUGGAAUAGAAUGCUGAGAACAUUUUUGAGACGUGAGUACCCUGAAGUUUUCAGCAUAUUCCAACCAUUGUUAAAGUACAUCAAUAAUCCAAGGGUUAAUUUUGAAGGUGAUCCAUUAGUUAUUUACAAGGAUAUUCACCAUACGGAACCAUUGAGUCGCUCAGAAGCCAUUGAAGACGAAAAAACCAAAAUCAAAUUCAUUGAAAACCUGAGAAAUCUCUGGCAUUCUGUAGAAAUGACGGCCGAAAUCUUUACCAGAAAGCUCAAAGAGAUUCCAUUAGAGGUAAGAUUUAUUGCCAGUAAAAUGUUCACUUGUGCCGCCGACAAAAAUACGGAUGAAAUUGGAACAUUGAGAUCCAUUUCUAUUGUUCUUGUCAAUUCCUUUAUUUUUGAAUAUAUGGAAAACAGGAGCCUUUAUGGGUUUGAUGCUGAUGAAUCACCAAACCUGGACAGAAAGUUGCACAGCUUUAUGAGGGCCAUUGAAAUUGUCUUCGGGUUGGGGAAAUUCAAUGGUUAUUAUGAUCCUCUAAACCAAUACGCGGAUGAAAUUAACAUACAGAUGCGGGAAUUGUUAUUCAACAUCAUUCUAGAUCCGGUUUUCGAGCAAGAAGCUGAUACUUUGGUUUACAGAGAUAUGGUAACCGCAAGUCCACAAUUGGAAAUUCUCACUGAAAAAGUCCUUGUGAUAAGCAUGAAGUUUAGGGAAUACUUGCUAGAGUUCCCGGAUGAUGAUGUGAUCCAUGAAAUUUUAGAGAAAAGUCCAACUUCCAGAGACUUUAAGAAGAGUGGCAGAAUAGUAUUAGAUUUAACUGCUUCUGCUUACAGAUUUUUAGUAUGCGACGACCGUAUGAGAAAGGUCUAUGACCAAGUGAAGCGUUCCAUGGUUUAUAUGAUGCAGAUUGAAGAUGUGCAAACCAAUUUAUCCGAUCUUGUAGUUAGCACUGUCCUCCCGCAGGAUGAACCCAAUUUCAUAAAAUUGAUGUGUGCCAAUCCUGGUAUUAAAAAUGAUCCUAUGAUCAAGGCGUUACAGUCUCCCAAAUAUUUCAACAUGAAGAGUUCCACUUUAAAAAAAUUGAAAGAACUUGAACGAUCUGGAAUUAUUAAAACCAACAGUAACCAACUGCAAAACUUCUUGAACGAUAUUGCCAAUACCAUCAAAAAUCCCCACUAUGCAAUUGAUUAUGUUACUGAAGAGCUCCAUUUGACGCAGGAAACUUUGAAAGGAGUCGCCAAGAUCAACAAACAAUUUGAAAAGACAUUGACUAACUUAAGGACAUGUGUCAACCAAGCAAUUAGAGAUAUGCUAAAAUCGAGAGACUUCAAUCCCGGACAUAGGAGCGCUCUAGACAAUUUGAAAGGUGCUUAUAAGAAGGUGCAAACAAGAAAAUCCGAUAAAAUCGAGGGUACCAUGAAGUUCAAAUGGACUACUAGACAACUCUACGAAAAAGGUGUUAUAAAGUCCAUUGAGAGUGAGAAUCUAGCUGAACAGAAGGUAAAAGUAUUUGGAUCAAGUGGUCCAAAAUUCCCUGACAUCAAUUUCAAAAUAUCGACUUCAGACGGAGCAGUGUAUGGGAUUCAAUUAUUAGAUAGGCGUAAGGGUUUUGAGAAGAAUUUAGAAGGUGUUGAUUCAUUUAGUUUUAGAGAUCUAUUGGGAACGCAAGUUGGAUCAAAAGUUGAGACAUGGCAAUUGUUGAACAAGAAGGUUUCCAUCAACACAGCUCAACUGCUAAAAUUAAUAAUUGACGUUUUCUUGAAAAAGGGACAAUAA
Molecule: messenger RNA, 4845 nt
Organism: Zygosaccharomyces rouxii
Lineage: Eukaryota; Fungi; Ascomycota; Saccharomycetes; Saccharomycetales; Saccharomycetaceae
Gene: IQG1
Product: Iqg1p
Exons: 1
Coding region: 1-4845 (1614 amino acids)
Biological process (GO): mitotic actomyosin contractile ring assembly actin filament organization; regulation of actin cytoskeleton organization; regulation of GTPase activity
Cellular component (GO): mitotic actomyosin contractile ring; cytoplasm
Molecular function (GO): calmodulin binding; actin filament binding; GTPase activator activity
Source: RefSeq, a predicted model, not a curated record